Messenger RNA from Sturnus vulgaris (Common starling), 4516 nucleotides. The record is from RefSeq and is a predicted model, not a curated record. Lineage: Eukaryota; Metazoa; Chordata; Aves; Passeriformes; Sturnidae.
AUGUGGGGCUGUGGCGAUCCCGGUGGAGCUGCCGCCGCCACCGUCGUCCUGAGCGGGACCCGCGACUGCUUUCUGCACCUGCCACCCGCGCUGGCCUCGCUCCUCCGCCUGCAGCAGGGCCAAGCUGUGAAAGUAUCCUGUGGUCAUCAGCCAGUAUUUUUGAGCUGGAUGGAAACCAGGCAUCGAGGUCACCAGGGUGAAAAUAUUGUAGAGAUUAACAGAUAUUUGGCAGAGAAACUUGGCAUCGCAGAUGGAGAGCAGGUGUUUCUUGAACCCUGUUCCCAUGUGUCGUCCUGUCAGCAAGUAGAAGUGGAGCCACUCACAGCAGAUGAUUGGGAAAUUCUGGAACUGCACGCUUCCUCCCUUGAAAGACAUCUUCUUGACCAGAUUCGAGUGGUGUUUCCAGGAGCUGUCUUUCCUGUUUGGGUUGAGCAGCACACCCACGUUUACAUCAGAAUUGGUACACUUGUGCCAGCAGCCCCAUAUGGGAGAUUAGAGCCAUGCACGGAGCUUCUGGUAUGUCCCAAAACACAUGGACCUGAGGAGCAUAUCACCAGCACACCUGCCACAGAACGUGACAUCUUACUCAAAAAUUUUGUGAAAAAUAACAUGGAACAAGAAGAAACAUUAAAGGAUCCUUUUGCCAAACAACCUUACUUAAAGUCUGGAGACCUUGAACAGAGUAAGGCUGAUGCAAACACGAUGUUUGGCUCAAAUGUUCUCCCAAAUAUAUGGAAUUUCAUAGGGAACAUUUUCUCUAAUACAUCUGAGCAGAAACAAAAGACUUCGUGUGAUAAUGAUGAAAUGAGCACCUUCAAAGACAAGCUGCUGAACUUAAUUCACAUGGAUUGCAUUUUUAGAGUAUGUCAGUCCCAGCCUCCCAGUGUACAGAAUGUGUCCUCCACUCAUGAAUUUCUGAAAUGCAAUGCUGUUCACGUUUUUCCAUGGAAUCUGGAAUAUAUUGAUUUGGAUCCAAAUCCCGUAGUAUCUUACGGGAAAAUUAAUGAGCUGCUUUCCCCAAGACAGCGUCAUCAAGAAGCAAAACAAAAUCUGCCACUUGAAAAGCAAAAUCAUCUGACUAGUACACAGGACAAAAAUCCUUCUAAUUCUAAUAGCAGUCAAGCAUCCAGUGAGGGAUCUGUUGUUCAAAUCGUUUGGAAUGGAUUUGAAGAUCUAAAGAGUGUCAUAGAGUAUGGCCACGAUGGGCAAGCCCUGCAUGUUGGAAGAGUUUGGAUUGCAGAUGGUCUGAGAAAAAAACUGCAUAUUGAAAUGCAUUCAACAGUCCGAAUUAAGUCACUUGAAUCUGUUCCUAAAAUUCCUGUAUCUCUUACUCUGCAACCCAAACAGAACUUACAUAAAGAGAUACAUGAAGAUGAUGUUAAAUGUGCAUUCAGUUCUUGGCUGCAGGAUUCCACUACUGAUGAUCACCCGUGGAUAAUGACAAGCACAGACUGUGUACAUCUGUCUAUUAAAGAAGGAAUGGAGGAGUUUGUCCUUAGUGCAGCACGUCCCAUGCGCACUGAAGAAAAUAAAUCUGAGAAUAUUUUUAUACUGAGUCCCAGUUUGCUGCAAAAGACAAAUAUACAAGUUCUUUUACAUCCUCUAAGUAGAAAAGCUGAUGAUGACAACCAGCCACCUAUGCCUGAUAGAGACAAGAACCUUCCAUACCACAAACUAAGCGAUUUAGGAGGAGUGGACAAAUUAGGAACAUCUUUAUUUGAACAUAUAAGCCACAGUCUUUUGGGGCGUCCUUUAUCUCAAAAGCUGGCUGCUAUUGCUGUGGGACUGCGAAGUGGAGGGGUGCUUCUCACAGGAGGAAAGGGAAGUGGGAAGUCAACAUUAGCAAAGGCCAUCUGCAAAGAAGCUUUCACGAGACUGGAUGCUCAUGUAGAAGUAAUUGAUUGUAAAGCUUUAAGAGGAAAAAGAUUAGUAAACAUAAGGAAACAUGUGGAAGAAGCUUUUUUAGAGGCAGCAUGGAGACAACCAUCUAUUCUUUUGAUGGAUGAUCUAGAUCACAUUGUCGGAGUACCUUCUACACCAGAACAUGAGAGCAGCCCUGAAACAGUUCAAAGCAAUAGACUUUCUUAUGUUUUGAAAGAUCUGAUGAAAGAAGUUAUUUCCUUGGGGAGUUUGAUUGCAUUAAUUGCCACGAGUCAGUCUGAACAUUCCCUUCAUCCUUCCCUGGUUUCAGCACAAGGAACUCAUCUGUUUCAGUGCUUCAAAUGUAUCCGAUCUCCAGAUCAGAAGCAAAGAUAUGAAAUGCUAUAUUCCAUAAUAAAGAUGAAACUGAAUUCUGAUCCGAAGGACUUCUCUGAUCUUGACCUCCAGUGUAUUGCAAAGGAAACAGAAGGUUUUGUUGCUAGAGAUUUUACUAUGCUGGUUGAUCGUGCCAUUCAUACCUGUGCUUCUAACCAGAAUGCAUCAGAUAAUGGUGCAGAUUUGAACCUGUCUACUGUGGAUUUUCAAAAAGCUCUAAAAGAUUUUACUCCAUUAGCUCUGAGAAAUGUCAGCCUUCAUAAACCUAAAGACCUUGGCUGGGACAGGAUUGGUGGCUUAAAAGAUGUGAAGCAAAUGCUCAGGGAUACCAUCAUGUUACCUGCAAAGUAUCCAGAAUUAUUUGCAAACCUGCCCAUACGACAGAGAUCAGGAGUUUUGCUGUAUGGAGCUCCUGGAACAGGAAAAACAUUGUUGGCAGGAGUGGUUGCGAGAGAGAGUGGAAUGAAUUUCAUCAGCAUCAAGGGACCAGAGCUGCUCAGCAAAUACAUUGGAGCAAGUGAACAGUCAGUUCGAGAUGUAUUUAACAGAGCUCAGGCAGCGAAGCCUUGUAUUGUUUUCUUUGAUGAGUUUGAUUCUAUUGCUCCUCGCCGAGGUCACGACAACACAGGAGUUACCGACCGAGUGGUUAACCAGCUGUUGACUGAGUUAGAUGGUGUGGAAGGCCUGCAAGGAGUUUAUGUGCUUGCUGCUACCAGUCGCCCGGAUUUGAUUGACCCUGCUUUGUUAAGGCCAGGCCGACUGGAUAAAUGCCUGUACUGCCCGCCUCCUGAUCAGGAUUCACGCUAUGAAAUCUUAAAAGCUCUCAGUCAUUCUCUGUCCUUGGCAAAUGAUGUGGACUUUAAGGAUUUGGCAGCAAAAACAGAACAGUUCACAGGGGCUGACCUAAAAGCUUUAUUAUACAAUGCCCAAUUAGAGGCAAUACAUACUAAUUUAAAUUCAGGUUUAACACAGGAUUUUGGAUCUAGUUCUGAUAGUGACUUCAGUCUCUCUUCCAUGGUUUUUCUAAACCACAGCAGUGGCUCAGAUGAUUCAGUAAUAGAUGGAGAAGCGGGGCUAGAGCACUCUCUUAUUUCUUUAGACAUGUCUGACUUGCUUCCUGAAGAUCCAAGGUCCAACAUGUAUCGUAUUUAUUUCGGAAGCUCUUAUGAAUCAGAGCUGGGAAAUGGAACUCCUUCAGAACUGAGCUCUUUGUGUUUGUCCGGUCCAAACUCCAUAACUUACGACUUUACCAGCAUGACUCAGAGAGAUGUUGCACCCUCACAACCUGCAAUGCUUAGAGCAGCUUCUCAAGAAGGGUCUCUGGAGAACCAGGAGCAGCAAGCAGAGCACCUGAGGACAGAAAUCAAUGCUAGCAAAGCCAAUUGCAGAAGCAAGAAUGGAGAGGACAGCACCCUUAAUCAGUCAGUGCUUCCCAAGACCACUUUGACUAUUACCCAGUCUCAUCUGAUAACUGCUCUUCAGGGUAUGAGACCAUCCAUUAGUCAGGACGACUGGAAGCAUUUUACUGAACUGUAUGAUAAUUUUCAGAAUCUCAAGAAGAGGAAAGUACAGAUUGGCGCAACAUUCAGACCAGGACAAAAAAUGACUCUCGCUUAGUAAUCUGUAUUUGCUUGUAAUUGCUAAACUGUAACUGGACAUGAGAGAUGUGAUUAAAUCAGAUUAUUUAUAUUCAUAUGGAUUUAUUAAUGCAGCAGUUGAAGAUGUUUCUUUUAAACUAACAUUCUGUAAAAUUAUGUCACAUUUUAUUUUGAAGAAAAUUGUCCUCCUUUAGAUUGAUAUUAAAUUUUUUGAGAGAACAUUGGUUAUGUUCUGUCCCGUUGUUUAUCAUAUAAACUUUUAAAUUUUAAUUUCCACAAUCUAACAAUGAUUUCCUGUCCCUGAUUACUCCCUCACAACAAACAGAAACUGUUCAAAUAGACUGUAAUAUUAAUGGGGGAUAUGUUUUUAAAAUAUUCUAUAAAGCCAUUCUCUAAUGGCCUUCGGAGGGCUUAGAUGAGGGUGGUACUUCAUAUGUAUAUUAGCAGGCAACUAGACUAAUACUUCCAGAAUAUACUUUUUCAGCUAUAGCAGGAAAAAACAGACCAAGAUACUUGCAUCUUGUUUUCUGCCACCGUUUGUUAAUCAGAAGAAUACCAAAUUGCAUUUCACAACUGCGCCUUCUUACCCCUACCUUUUCUUCCCGGAGACUGCUAAAAAUAUUUCAGAUGCUUGGAAGUUUUCUAAUGUUACAUCCUGAAAU